Molecule: messenger RNA, 993 nt
Organism: Quercus lobata
Lineage: Eukaryota; Viridiplantae; Streptophyta; Magnoliopsida; Fagales; Fagaceae
Exons: 2
Coding region: 1-993 (330 amino acids)
Source: RefSeq, a predicted model, not a curated record
AUGGCUGAGAUGCUCCUGAAGGCACAAAAGUACAUGAACGCGGAAGAUGCUCUAGCUGCCAUAAAAGAUACUGAGAGGCUAGGAGACAAGUCUAAAGGGGAAGACGACCGCAGAGGGCCAUUACAUUCGUCCCCCAACGUACGCGACAAGAACAAGUAUUGCCGGUUCCAUAGAGGCCACGGCCACAACACAGAAGAUUGCAGAGACCUGAAGGAACAAAUAGAGGAAUUAAUACGGAAAGGAAAGUUACAGAAAUAUGUAAAAAAAGGAGAAUAUAACAAGUUUAGAGACGACAACAGGACCCAACAUGAAUCCUUCACUCGGGAUGACGACCAUCCGUCCCAGCCUCCACGCAAAGUGAUCGGGGAGAUAAACACGAUCACGGGAGGACCAUCCUCAGGAGGAUCAUUUAGAUCACUCAAAAAAGCAUGCCACAGACAGGUGAACAACGUCCACACCAUGCCUCCGUCCAAGCACCGACGAACAUACCAAGACAUGUCCUUUAAUGAAGGAGACGCCAGGGGAGUAAAGCAGCCUCACAACGAUCCCCUGGUCAUAGUGCUGAAUAUAGAAGGGUUCAAUACCAGAAGGAUCCUUAUUGAUAACGGGAUCUCAGCGGAUAUCAUCUACCUCCCAGCCUUCCAGCAGUUGAGAUUAGAUCCAAAAAGGCUCUGCCCUUUUGACUCUCCGCUCGUCAGCUUCAGUGGAGACAGGGUCUACCCCAGGGGUAUAGUGACUCUGACGGUGACGGAAGGGACCUACCCAUUGCAGUUGACCAAACAAGUAGACUUCUUGGUGGUAGAUUGCCCCUCGUCCUACAAUGUCAUCAUUGGGAGGCCCACCCUAAACAAGUGGAAGGCGGCGACGUCGACCUACUGUUUGAAGGUGAAAUUCCCAACAGACAACGGCGUGGGUGAAGUGAAGGGUGACCAAGUCCUGGCAAGGGAAUGCUAUCGUACUGGCAAAAAAGGAGAACCACACGUGGACGAUUGA